This is a messenger RNA of Elaeis guineensis (African oil palm), 1247 nucleotides long. RefSeq names its product 7-acetyl-epi-neemfruitin B aldo-keto reductase. The record is from RefSeq and is a predicted model, not a curated record. Gene Ontology annotation, molecular function: oxidoreductase activity, acting on the CH-OH group of donors, NAD or NADP as acceptor. NCBI's taxonomy places the organism in Eukaryota, Viridiplantae, Streptophyta, Magnoliopsida, Arecales, Arecaceae.
UUGUGUUGGCUUACAAACACUGGUAUUUAUAGGGCCUCCGUGAUUCAGAGAGCAGAGGAGAUCAUCAAAAAGGGCCAAAAAAAAAAAAAAAAAAAAUUUAAGAGAGUGGAGGAGAGAAACAUGGGAGUGGUGCCGGAGAUAGUUUUGAAUUCAGGGAGGGGGAUGCCAGUACUUGGUAUGGGGACGGCCACCUAUCCCGAACCACCAGAGCAGACCGUCUUCGAGGCCGUGGUUCAUGCCAUGGAGCUCGGAUAUCGCCACUUUGAUUCAGCUAGCGUAUACGGCUCGGAGAGGCCUCUCGGCCGGGCCAUAUCCUUCGCCAUCGAGAAAGGCCUCAUCGGGAGCAGAGACGAGCUCUUCAUCACCACCAAGCUCUGGUGCACCGACAUGCACCAAGACCAUGUCCUGCCUGCUCUCCGUCACUCCCUUGAAGUUCUUGGGUUGGAAUAUGUGGAUUUGUACCUCAUUCAUCAUCCAAUUAGAUUAAAAGGAGAGAAGAAGAUGGAAAUGUCAAGUGAUGACAUUCUUCCAGUGGAUAUCCCAAGUGUAUGGGAAGGGAUGGAGGAGUGCCAGCAGCAAGGUCUGGCCAAGUCUAUAGGAGUAAGUAACUUCACAUGCAAGAAGAUAGCCGAACUCCUCACCCAUGCUAAAGUCCUGCCUGCCGUGAACCAGGUGGAAAUGCAUCCUGUUUGGCAGCAGGGGAAAUUACGAGAAUUUUGCCAAGAAAAAGGUAUCCACAUAAGUGCUUAUUCUCCCCUGGGUGCGUUUGGAGCCUUUUGGGGUAGUAAUAAAGUUCUCGAAGCAGAAGAGAUUAAAAGAAUUGCCCAAUCUUUGGGAAAAAGCAGAGCACAGGUCUGUUUAAGGUGGGCUUUCCAGCAGGGGGUUAGCUUUGUGCCAAAGAGUUAUAACAAAGAAAGGUUGAAAGAAAACAUGGAAAUAUUUGAUUGGUGUUUGUCUGCAGAAGACAUGGAGAAAUUGAGCCUUCUGCCACAAGAAAGGUUUAAUCUUGCUCAUCCAUUAGUAUCACCAACCAGUUUCUACAAAACUCAUGCUGAUUACUGGGAUGGAGAGGUGUGAAAUACUUUGCAUCAGUGAUGGGUUGUGAUUUCUCUUAGUUGGACACCUGACAUAUUAUUAUGUUUUGUAUAAAUUUAAAAUUCGAACUGCUUGCUUAUUUGAUAAUGGACGAAUACCUUGUAAAACCUAGUUAUGCCUAUAUAAACUUUGUUCAUCUUUUACAUGCAGCA